Messenger RNA from Anopheles bellator, 2469 nucleotides. It is a transcript of the gene Hsc70-4, whose product is annotated as heat shock 70 kDa protein cognate 4. The coding region runs from base 134 to 2101 and encodes 655 amino acids. Lineage: Eukaryota; Metazoa; Arthropoda; Insecta; Diptera; Culicidae. Gene Ontology annotation, biological process: vesicle-mediated transport; cellular response to unfolded protein; protein refolding. Gene Ontology annotation, molecular function: misfolded protein binding; ATP-dependent protein folding chaperone; ATP hydrolysis activity. The transcript has 2 exons. The record is from RefSeq and is a predicted model, not a curated record. Gene Ontology annotation, cellular component: cytosol; nucleus; plasma membrane.
UGCGCACACACGCACAUUCACCGCCAGCCAGCCGCACGAUCCGAGUGCCCCGUGCCGUGUGCCGCGAUUUCCGCAAGAAGUGAAGUUGUGAAUCUUGAUUUCAACCGCCGAGGAAAAACUAUUUCGUAUAAAGAUGGCAGCCAAAGCACCAGCAGUCGGAAUUGAUCUCGGAACGACCUACAGCUGUGUCGGAGUUUUCCAGCACGGCAAGGUCGAAAUCAUUGCCAACGACCAGGGUAACCGAACGACGCCGUCCUAUGUGGCCUUCACCGACACCGAGCGCCUGAUUGGCGAUGCUGCCAAGAACCAGGUUGCGAUGAACCCGACCAACACCAUCUUUGAUGCCAAGCGGCUCAUCGGUCGCAAGUUUGACGAUCCCGCCAUCCAGGCCGAUAUGAAGCACUGGCCGUUCGAUGUCGAGUCGAUCGAGGGAAAGCCAAAGAUCAAGGUCGAGUAUAAGGGCGAAACAAAAUCCUUUUUCCCGGAGGAAGUCAGCUCGAUGGUGCUGACCAAGAUGAAGGAAACCGCCGAAGCCUACCUGGGCAAGACGGUGACCAACGCGGUCAUUACCGUGCCAGCGUACUUCAACGAUUCGCAACGACAGGCUACGAAGGAUGCCGGAACGAUUUCCGGACUGAACGUUCUUCGUAUCAUCAACGAGCCGACUGCGGCCGCCAUCGCCUAUGGUCUGGACAAAAAGACCGCUGGUGAACGCAACGUCCUAAUCUUCGAUCUGGGAGGCGGAACCUUCGAUGUGUCGAUUCUCUCGAUCGAUGACGGUAUCUUCGAGGUCAAGUCCACUGCCGGCGACACCCAUCUGGGAGGCGAAGAUUUCGACAAUCGGCUCGUGAAUCACUUCGCUCAGGAAUUCAAACGCAAGCACAAGAAAGAUCUGUCCACCAACAAGCGCGCUCUGCGUCGUCUGCGCACGGCGUGCGAGCGUGCGAAGCGUACGCUGUCGUCGUCGACCCAGGCCAGCAUCGAGAUCGAUUCGCUGUUCGAGGGAACCGACUUCUACACCUCGAUCACUCGUGCUCGUUUCGAGGAGCUAAACGCCGAUCUCUUCCGCUCCACCAUGGAGCCGGUCGAGAAGGCGCUGCGUGACGCGAAGAUGGACAAGGCGAGCAUUCACGACAUUGUGCUGGUCGGUGGAUCGACCCGUAUUCCGAAGGUGCAGAAGCUGCUGCAGGACUUCUUCAAUGGCAAAGAGCUGAACAAGUCGAUCAAUCCGGAUGAGGCUGUCGCAUACGGAGCUGCCGUUCAGGCCGCUAUCUUGCACGGCGAUAAGUCGGAGGAGGUGCAGGAUUUGCUGUUGCUCGACGUUACACCCCUGUCUUUGGGCAUUGAAACCGCGGGUGGUGUGAUGUCGGUUCUGAUCAAGCGCAACACCACCAUUCCGACGAAGCAGACGCAAACCUUCACCACCUACUCCGAUAACCAGCCGGGAGUGCUUAUUCAAGUGUUCGAGGGUGAGCGGGCGAUGACGAAGGACAACAAUCUGCUGGGUAAAUUCGAGUUGAGCGGCAUUCCGCCGGCCCCACGCGGUGUGCCCCAGAUUGAGGUUACAUUCGAUAUCGAUGCGAACGGCAUUCUGAAUGUUACCGCCCUCGAGAAGUCGACCAACAAGGAGAACAAGAUCACGAUCACCAACGAUAAGGGUCGACUGAGCAAGGAGGACAUUGAACGCAUGGUAAACGAAGCGGAGAAGUACCGCACUGAGGAUGAGAAGCAGAAGGAGACCAUUUCUGCCAAGAAUGCCCUCGAAUCGUACUGCUUCAACAUGAAAGCCACUAUGGAGGACGACAAGCUGAAGGACAAGAUCAGCGACAGCGACAAGACACUGAUUUUGGACAAAUGCAAUGAUACGAUCAAGUGGCUCGAUGCUAAUCAGUUGGCCGAUAAGGAGGAGUACGAACAUCGUCAGAAGGAGCUUGAAUCGGUGUGCAACCCAAUUAUCAGUAAACUUUACCAGGGUGCUGGCGGCGCUCCGGGAGGCAUGCCUGGAUUCCCGGGUGGUGCUCCGGGAGCUGCUGGUGGAGCUGGUGGUGCUGCUGGCGGUGCCGGUUCCGGCUCUGGACCUACCAUUGAGGAAGUCGAUUAAACAGUGCAACAUUCCGAUCCAUCACAUGACGCCGGACAACAAAUACUAGUUUGAAUCAUCUUAAAAUUCUUUUCUGCUACAACAACAACCAAUUCAGCUUCGCUGCUAGUAUCUACAAAAAUCGACGAAAUGAUAUGAGAAUGCCUUUGAUUCUCUGAACCCAGCUAUUUUCGCGCGUGUUCGCUUGAGACCGUUUCUAAUUUAUUGUUGAAUGUUCAUUAUUUCAAUAUUCAAAGUUCUCCACUUCCACAACGAAAAAAUACUACGAAGCGAUACAAUCUCUCGGUUAACACAAAUUUUAAACGAGAAAAUAAAAGCAAACGGCCAUCAACAAAACAACAGCCCACUGGGCCAAUUAGAAAACAAAA